Messenger RNA from Physella acuta, 3420 nucleotides. RefSeq names its product echinoderm microtubule-associated protein-like 2. Gene Ontology annotation, biological process: microtubule cytoskeleton organization. Lineage: Eukaryota; Metazoa; Mollusca; Gastropoda; Physidae. The record is from RefSeq and is a predicted model, not a curated record. Gene Ontology annotation, molecular function: microtubule binding. Gene Ontology annotation, cellular component: mitotic spindle.
GCGCUGUGUACACACGCCGAUCAAUAUAGUCUGCUGUGUGUUGAUGCGACUAAGCAUCUUCGCUGUUUCUGGUGUGUUGUAAAGGCCUCGCUAGCGGUGGUCUCAAAUAGUACAGGCUGUUAUCAGAGGUGUUUGGGCUUGAUCUUAAUUGGAAGUCUCUCCAGCUGGCUGGCAGUGAUUGUAUUAAAGAAAGUUCUCUUUGGUCAUACACUUGAUCAACUUGCCACUCUAUGCCUGCUCACAGUGUAGCAUUUAAUGACACUCUAUGCCUGCUCACAGUGUAGCAUUUAAUGCCACUCUAUGCCUGCUCACAGUGUAGCAUUUAAAUCAAACCUAGCCUGAAAGAAAUGGCAUCAUUUUAAUCACUUCCAUUGUCAUAAAGAGUUAAAAAUAGACUACAUGGAAUGACUUCGAUGACAGAAUUUUUAGAGAAAUGUCAUCAAGAUGAUCUGACAUCCAGCUUUGACAUUCUUGAUGGCCUGCUGAGCCAUGACAAAAACGACCUGGUGGAGCGGGUCAGUGACCUGGAGAAGAAGGUCCAGCAGCAGGAGGAUGAAAUUGUUUGUCUCAAGUCUGCCAUGGCUGACGUCAUUAGAAGGAUGGCUGCUGUUGAAGCAGGUUCAGCCAGCAGUGCCCUACCCUCUCGCUCUCAUGGCAGGGUGACCUUGAUUCGGCCCCGCUCCGUGGCUGGAAUUGAAAACAAUGUCAGUAAAAAGCAUCUGAGUGCCUUAGAGAAUGUGAAUGUCAUGUCCCACAGAAACGCCCCAUCUACUCACAGAAGUUCCCCCAGAACUGCUCGCCUCUCCUCAGCUCACAGCCUGGCCAAGUGGUCUUCCCUGUCCACCUCAGUAGAGCUCUCCAACUCACAGCUUACACCCACAUCCCGGAGCAUAUCCCAUGGCAGCCUUCACCCAGCCAGGAUCAGCAGAUCUAAAGAAGCCCAGUGGAACUCUGAUGAGGGAUGUCUGAGACUGUACAUCCGAGGGAGAGCCAGCAAUUUUUAUGGGCCUUCAGAUGUGACAGACUACAACCCAUCUCUCCCAUCAGAAGCACCACAGGAGAAACUGGAGCUUGAGUGGGUUUAUGGCUACAGAGGUCGAGACUGCAGAUCCAACCUGUACUACCUGCCCACUGGUGAGGUCAUUUACUUCACGGCAGCGGUGGUGGUGCUACACAACGUGGAGGAGCAGACACAGAGGCACUACCUGGGCCAUACAGAUGACAUCAAAUGUAUUGCUAUUCAUCCGGACAAAAUCAAGGUAGCCACUGGUCAAGUGGCAGGGCAUGAAGCUAGGGAUACCAAGCAUCAAGGAAAGAAAAAAUCUGGGUCAGGCUUCUCAGAUGAAUCUGUUCCCCAUGUUAGAGUCUGGGAUUCAGUCAGCCUAAACACGCUGUAUGUUAUUGGUCAGGGAGUCUUCAACCGGGCAGUCUGCUGCUUGUCUUUCUCUAAGCUGGAUGGUGGCCAACAUCUGGUUGUCGUUGAUGAAGCUAACGAGCACAUCAUGUCCAUCUGGGAUUUAAGUAAAGAAAAACCUCACAAAGUAGCAGAGACCAAGAGCUCUGGAGACCCUGUGUUGGCCGUGGAGUACCACCCAUCAGAGAAGAACCAGAUUGUUUGCUGUGGUAAAGGACAGAUCAGCUUCUGGUCCCUGGAAGGGGGAUCUCUAGCUAAGAAGCAAGGCAUUUUUGAAAAAUUUGAAAAGCCAAAAUAUGUUUUAUGUUUGGCUUUUGCUGACAAUGGUGAUAUUUUAUCUGGCGACUCAAGUGGAAAUAUUUUUGUGUGGGGAAAAGGUAGUCAGAGGAUCUCUGUAGCAAUACCAUCUGCACAUGAAGGAGGUGUGUUUUCUCUGUGUGUGAUGAAGGAUGGGACUCUGCUGUCAGGUGGGGGAAAGGACAGGAAAAUCAUCCAGUGGGACAGCAGCACGUACAAGAAGUCUGGCCAAGAAACUGAGCUGUCAGAAAGUUUUGGCCCAGUGCGCACCAUCAGCCAGGGCAAGGGAGGUCUGAUCCUAGUGGGGACCACAAGGAACUGUGUGCUACAGGGCACAUUAGAGCUGGACUUUACACUUGUUGUACAGGGCCACACAGAUGAACUAUGGGGCUUGUCAAGCCACCCAUCCCAGCACCAAUUUCUCACCUGUGGGACUGACAAGCAGCUUUACCUGUGGGACUCACAGUCCAGGGCCGUAGUCUGGAGCAAAGAGAUGAAUGACCCAAUCCACAGCUGCUGUUUCCAUCCCAAAGGGGGGAUUGUAGCGGUGGGGACCAAUGUGGCGCGCUGGCUGGUUUUAGACCUGGCCACACAUGAGAUUGUUUCUGUGCACACAGAUGGCAAUGAGCAAAUUGAGUGCAUCCAGUACUCCCCAGAUGGCUCUCUCUUGGCAAUUGGAUCACGUGACAACUAUAUUUACAUCUAUGCUGUGUCUGAGGAUGGGAAAAAGUACUCCAAGCUUGGCAGAUGCUCUGGUCACUCCAGCUUCAUCACCCACCUGGACUGGUCACAAGACAGCCAGCAUCUAAUGAGUAACUCAGGGGAUUACGAGCUUCUUUUCUGGCUUGCCAGUAGUUGUAAAAUGGUCAACAACUCAGCCAUCACCAGAGACCUCAGGUGGGCCACACAGAACUGUGUCUUAUCCUUCAACACUGCAGGUAUCUGGCCAGAGGGGGCUGAUGGUACAGACAUUAAUGGCUGCUGUAAGUCCAACAAUGAAAGAUUGCUGGCUACCUGUGAUGAUUUUGGAAAAGUCAACCUUUUUUCCUACCCUGCAAAUCUACCUAAGAGUGCUUGCCACUCCUACAAAGGUCACAGUAGUCAUGUGACCUCUGUCAGGUUCCUGUUUGAUGACUCCAGGCUGAUAUCAACCGGAGGGAAAGACACGGCAGUGCUACAGUGGCAAGUUGUCUGACAGUGCUACAAUGGCAAGUUGUCUGACAGUGCACCAAUGGCAAGUUGUCUGACAGUGCUACAGUGGCAAGUUGUCUGACAGUGCUACAAUGGCAAGUUGUCUGACAGUGCUACAGUGGCAAGUUGUCUGACAGUGCUACAGUGGCAAGUUGUCUGACAGUGCUACAGUGGCAAGUUGUCUGACAGUGCACCAAUGGCAAGUUGUCUGACAGUGCUACAAUGGCAAGUUGUCUGACAGUGCUACAGUGGCAAGUUGUCUGACCAUUUGAAUAUAUAUUGUCUAGUUUACAUGUACAAGCUGGGGAUGAGGGGCUCUGGUGGAGGUCAGAGUUCAACAGUUGUUGAGGAAGACUUUGUCCCUCAUUUAUUCCCUAGUAGAUUUUGUCCCUUACAAAUCUUUUUUUUUCUUAUCAACUUUGUUUUCUUACAUUAUUGAUCACAUGGCCUUCAAUGUAUUUUCUUCAUUCAAUUUUUGUCAAAUUUUUUGUCAUCAAUAAAACAUUUUUGACAUCUGC